This is a messenger RNA of Pteronotus mesoamericanus, 3480 nucleotides long. RefSeq names its product sec1 family domain containing 2 (gene SCFD2). The record is from RefSeq and is a predicted model, not a curated record. The coding region runs from base 123 to 2177 and encodes 684 amino acids. NCBI's taxonomy places the organism in Eukaryota, Metazoa, Chordata, Mammalia, Chiroptera, Mormoopidae. Gene Ontology annotation, biological process: intracellular protein transport; vesicle-mediated transport. The transcript is spliced from 9 exons.
CAAGACGCGGCACCGCGUGUACUGUGUUGACUGUCAAAGUCUCAGCGAGCCCAGUUCCCGGAAGCUGUGAGUUCUGAGCAAAGUUCUUUCACUUCGGUGCUGGAGUCUGCGAAUUCCCAACUAUGAGCGCCCCGGGCGUACAGUCCUUUACCCAGCAGGGCUGGGACCAGGUGCUUACCAAAGUGAAACGGGCUCUGGUCUACCUGGACGCCGCCAGUGCCGAGAGCCUGCACUGGGGCUGCGGAUCCACCCGACUCUUGGAGGCGGUGGGGAGUCCUGCGUGUCACUUGCGAGAGUUCGAGCCCGCGGCAAUUGGUGGCGGAGCUCAGCAGCCCAAGGCGGUGUUUGUACUGAGCUCCCUACUGAAAGGCCGAACCGUGGAAAUUCUACGGAACAUCAUCUGCCGCAGUCACUUCCAGUAUUGUGUGGUGGUCACUGCCGUGAACCACGAUGUCCACCUCACAGCUAAUCACGUGUCAGCGGUGGCAGCUGCUGAGCUGGAGGGGCAGCAGCCGGUGUUCGAGCAACUGGAGGAGAAGCUGUGUGAGUGGAUGGGCGACAUGAACUACACUGCCGAGGUGCUGCACAUCCCGUUGUUGCUAGCUCCUGCUGCUCCCCACCUUGCCUUGACUCCAGCUUUUGCUUCCCUUUUCCCAUUGCUAUCCCAGGAUGUGCAUCUUCUUAAUAGUGCCCGACCGGACAAGAGAAGGCUGGGGAGCCUGGGUGAAGUGGAUGCCUCUGCCCUGACCCCUGAACUGCUACUGCAGAUCAGGUGCUUGGUGUCAGGCCUCAGUUCUCUGUGUGAGCAUUUAGGAGUACGGGAGGAGUGUUUUGCUGUAGGUCCCUUCAGUCGGAUCAUUGCUGCUGAUCUGGCUAAUUAUGCCCCUGCCAAGAACAGGAGGAAGACUUCUGCAGGCAGGGCCUCAGUGGUCUUUGUGGACAGAACUCUGGAUCUCACAGGAGCAGUUGGACAUCAUGGCGACAACUUGGUAGAGAAGAUCAUUUCAGUGCUUCCCCAGCUUCCUGGCCACACCUGUGAUGUGAUGGUUAACAUGGUGGAGCUCACUGCGCUGCAGAAGGAAGAGGAGAAUCAGAAUGUGGUUGCACCAGGCUGUCUUGCACAAUCCAAUGACGCCUCAGCCAAAGCCCUGUGGGAAGCCUUGCUGAACACCAAGCACAAAGAGGCAGUGAUGGAGGUCCGGAGACAUCUAGUGGAAGCAGCAAGCAGAGAAAACCUGCCAAUCAAGAUGAGUAUGGGGAGAGUCACGCCAGUGCAGCUCAUGUCCUAUAUUCAGCUCUUCAAGAACAACCUCAAGGCUCUAGCGAAUCACUGUGGACUCCUGCAGCUUGGACUGGCCACUGUUCAAACUCUGAAACACCCGCAGACUGCCAAGUGGGACAACUUUCUGGCCUUUGAAAGGCUCCUUCUCCAGAGCAUCGGGGAGUCGACAGUGUCUGUUGUGUUAAAUCAGCUGCUGCCCCUGAUUAAGCCUUCAAAUCAGAGGACCAGCGAUGACUACAGCCCUGAAGAACUGUUGAUCCUCCUAAUAUAUAUUUAUUCUGUCACUGGAGAAUUUGCAGAGGACAAAAACCUGGCAGAAACUGAAGAAAAAGUGAAGAAAGCAUUGGCUCAGGUCUUUUGUGAGGAGUCUAAGCUAUCACCUUUGCUGCAAAAAAUCACAGGCUGUGACUCUUCAACUAACCUGACAUUUCACUUCGCCAAAGUUGCCCUGGACGAGCUCUUUACUUCGCUUCGGGAUAUCGCUGGAGCGCGGGAUCUCAUGAAACAGUUUAAGUCUGUAUAUGUUCCUGCAAAUCAUACCCACCAGGCAUCCUAUAAGCCAUUGUUGAAGCAGGUUGUGGAGGAAAUAUUUAAUCCCGAAAGGCCAGAUCCUGUUGAUAUUGAACACAUGUCUUCAGGCCUCACUGAUCUCCUUAAAACUGGAUUUAGCAUGUUCAUGAAGGUGAGCCGGCCUCAUCCCAGCGACCACCCUCUCCUGAUCCUCUUCGUGGUAGGCGGAGUCACAGUCUCUGAAGCCAAAAUGAUCAAGGACCUGGUGCCAUCCCUGAAGCCAGGAACCCAGGUGAUCGUGCUGUCCACGCGACUCCUGAAGCCACAGAACAUCCCUGAGCUGUUAUUUGCAACUGAUCGGCUGCAUCCAGACCUUGGCUUCUGAGCGCCUCCUAAGAAGACAAGAUCUAUCCUAGAAGGACACACCAAUACUAUUACCUGCCACCAUUCCAGAUAUGCCUCCAAAUCUAGUGUCCCUGGUACCAAGUGUUGGUAUGACUGAAUUUUGUCUGACGGGUCCUGAGAACCAUGCAGUGAAGUGGUUUGGUUGGAUUCUUUUGAUUUUUUUUUUUUUUAAAUUACUUUCCUUCCCCUAAAGGUGUCAACUGCCUUUCAGCUGGCCUAAUUCAUAAUAAUUCCCAUUUAUUCUUAAUCCUCUAUUUGUGAUCUUCCUGAUUCCACCUGCAAGUUCAAUAAUUCUAAAAUAAAUGCCUGUUGGGGAGUGUUGGUAGAUUAUAAGCCCUUUGAUCUGCAGUUGCUCGAAAAGAAGUUAGACAUGCUUUAGAAUUAUAAAUGUGAGGAAAGUUUGUUUUUUUUUCUUAAGAUUACAUUACUGAGGAGGGAACAUUGCAAAUAGGAUCUGAGGCUUUGUUUCUCUCUUGAUCUGAGACAUUUUUGAGAAGGGGAGGAAGGGAGAGGGAACAGGCUGGGGCCGCUCGGGUUGUAAAUGGGCCCACGGUGACAAAGGGCUGCAUUGUUCCCGCCUGCGCCCUGGCUGGGCCGCCAGCCUCUGUGCAGCCACUGGGGUGGGGGGGGCGGGGAGGCUGAGUGGGGGACUGUCUCUGCCGGCAAAACGUCCCCUCCCCUCCCCAAGGAAGGCCCCAGUGAAGAUAUCUGGUCCCAGGGAAUCUACAUGUGAACCCUAACCCCUGUGACGUUUGUGAUUUAGUUCCUAUUGAAAUAUAAAGCUCUCUUUUCUGUAAGUCUAAGUAUUUUUUCUGGCCAUUGCAGAAAAACCUAGACCCACCUAGUGAAAUUAUAUAAGAACUCCGGCAAAAAUUAACCCAGACAUAUAUUGGUGUGUGGUUGAUGGGAAUUUCUAGCAUCUCUAAAAUGUGUUUGUAAUAAAGAGAGAAAGCUGAAACAGUGUCUAGUGUGGAUUAAACAGGUAGAGGAAAUAAAAUGUAAAUUGAAGCAUGUGUCUUCGUUGUCAACGAAAUGCUGUCAUUUUAUGAAAAAACUGUGAAGCUAAAAAUCAGUCUGAGACGUAAUCAAAGCAGGUUUAAUAGACACUGACACUGUCUUUGUUCAAGUAUGUUUUCCACCUCACACCAGUUCUUUUAUGGUGCUCAGUGUUGGACACAUCAGAUGCUUCUUUCAUUUUGCUAACCUGGAAGUUUGAAUUUAAAUAAGAAAAUGGCAGCACCCCCCAAAAAAAUGACAAAGAGGAAAUCACUAUUUUCUAAAAU